Cebus imitator (Panamanian white-faced capuchin) is the source of this 4918-nucleotide messenger RNA. It is a transcript of the gene MMGT1, whose product is annotated as membrane magnesium transporter 1. Bases 252 to 647 code for a protein of 131 amino acids. Gene Ontology annotation, cellular component: early endosome; EMC complex; Golgi apparatus. Lineage: Eukaryota; Metazoa; Chordata; Mammalia; Primates; Cebidae. The record is from RefSeq and is a predicted model, not a curated record. The transcript has 5 exons.
CCCGCUGUCGCGGCCCGCGCUUAUUAGCCGGCGUCCUUCCUCUUCGCUUCCGCAUUGCUCCUGCUUUCGCGUCUUCGUUUACGAUUCCGUUGAGCUCCGCCCCUCCCAGAGAGGCCUCCGUAGCGCAGACACUUGGCGCUCAGGACUUCAGUGACGUCAUCUUUCUGCGGCGCGCGGACACCCGCAGGUGGAAGAAGAAACAGCUUCGCCACCCUUCGCUUCUUUUGCGGGGCUGCUGCUUCUUCGGCAUUAUGGCGCCAUCGCUUUGGAAGGGGCUCGUAGGCAUCGGUCUCUUUGCCCUAGCCCACGCCGCCUUUUCCGCUGCGCAGCAUCGUUCUUAUAUGCGACUAACAGAAAAGGAAGAUGAAUCACUGCCAAUAGAUAUAGUUCUUCAGACACUUCUGGCCUUUGCAGUUACCUGUUACGGCAUAGUUCAUAUUGCAGGGGAGUUUAAAGACAUGGAUGCUACUUCAGAACUGAAAAAUAAGACAUUUGAUACGUUAAGAAAUCACCCAUCCUUUUACGUAUUUAAUCAUCGUGGUCGAGUACUGUUCCGGUCUUCGGAUACAGCAAAUUCUUCAAAUCAAGAUGCAUUGUCCUCUAACACAUCAUUGAAGUUACGAAAACUUGAAUCGCUGCGUCGUUAAGAUUUUUACAAAUUAUGAUAAAUAGGACAGGACACAGAGCUGAAAUAUCGGAGUUUGGGGUAUAAAACACUCCUUCCCCACCCCAUUAGUAUUUAUAUUGAUUUUUCAGACCUACUUUAGGAAAAAUCAUGUCCCUUGUUUAUAUACUGUUAAUUCAAUCAUUAAUGCAGUAUAAGUUAUAUGUGAAAUGGGUCUUUGGUAUUUCAUAUAGGGAAUUUUUUUUUCAUUUAAAACAAAUCCACAUGUUUUGUAAAAGCCACUGUUUUGAACACAUUUCCUUGAAAACUAUUGGUGUUUUUUGUGAUUAUUUAUUUUCUUAGAUGUCUUUUCUUUUGCACUACAAUGUUUGGAAUCCUCUUGGAAAUACUCUGUGACUACUGCAUUUUGCAGCACAAAUAAUGGUAAAAUGGCCUUCAGUUCUUAACAAAUGGACUUCCCUAAUGAGACCAAAAUGGUGAUUUAACAGUUUUUCUUGUGUCCCCUAAAAAGUGGCUGUGCUUCAGAAGUACUUGCCAGUUUUUAAUUUAUGUGUGACUUUUACCCCACCCUGCUCCCAUAUGCCUUCUACCAUUGGCUGUCUUGUUUCAUAACUUCUCUGAGGUUAUGUGUAUAGUGGGCAAUGUGUGUGUCAGAAAUUCUUUGUCAGAACAAAUAUAUUUAACAAGCUCAACUUGCUGUAAAGCUACUUGUGUUCUCCUUUGUCUGUAAAAAUUUCCCUAAUUGGUUAUAUAGUGUAAGAGUAGUUGAAGACUAGUUGAAGACCUUUUGUGAUUUCAUUAUCUUGCCUAUGUAGAAGAAAAAUCAUUGAGGAAAAUUGUCAUUAGCCGGUUUAACUGAUUUAAAAUCUGUUUAUUUCAUACUAAACUAGUGAAUAAGCGAAAUAAAGGAAACUUGCCAUUAAUCUAAAGACAGACUUCAAAGGAAUUUGGGCCAAAUAUAUUCUCAAUAUUUGGACUAAUGUUUUGAGAAAAAUCCGGUCAUUUAAGAAAUUGUUUUGUAGUUUCUGAUUUAUAGCAGGCUUCGAGUUUUCCAUCUUCACUAUAUGGUGCUGAAAGUGAGGAUGAGGAUACAGAGUUGAUAUUUUUAGAAACAGUAAUUUUACUUUCAAGGAAAUUGGCUAGCUCUUGGAGCUAGAGAGCAGUAGGAAGCUCAACAUUUCUUUGUAGAGAACAUUGCUUUUGUUGAAUUGUAUAGGUGUAAAGGGAAUAACUGUAUGCGGGUUUUAAAAGGAAAUGUGCUUUAAGCACAAGUCAUAAGAUGCCAUUGUACUUGUAGACAUUUUUUUUUCUACUAGAAAUGAGCCUCAGCUCUUCUCUUCUGACUAGUAACACAUAGCCCCAAAGCAUGAGGUUAUUUUUUCGUUGGGUUUUUAUUCUUGUUGUUUAGUUUUGGUUUGUUAUGCCAAGCCAGUCUGUUGAGCACUGAUUCUGCUCUUUAAUGGGAACAAAGUUAGAUAUCUGAUAACCUAAAAUAAUUUAGAAACGAAUUAAAAUGUGAAAUCGGGUUAAAGUGAUAAUAACUGAAAACAGCAUGCAAGAAACAAGCUCGUUCCAUCAGACUUGGCUACUGUUUCCUCAGGUAUGAUUUGGUUUGGAAGAGCCUCUUGUUUCCUUCUCUUUGGGGGCUGUCUUCCUUUCUUAAUAUGUUUCUAACAUUAUUGAGAUGAAAUUCAUAUACCUUACAAUUCACCCAUUUUAAGGGUACAAUUCAGUGGUUUUUAGUGUAUUCACAAAGUUGUGUAACUGUGACCACAGUCAGUUUGAGAACAUUUUGUUACCCCAAAAAGAAACACUGCACCUUUGAGCAGUCACCUCUCAUUUUCUCCCAGUGCCCACCCCCUAGCCCCUGGCAACCACUAACCUAUUUCUCUCUCUGUAGAUUUGCCUAUUCUGGUGAUUUCAUAUAAAUGGAGUUUAUACAAUAUUUGGUCUUUUGGAACUGGCUUCCCAAAUGUGGUUUUCUAUAUGGAGUGAAUUCUCAUCUUGAGAACUGUUAUUGCUGUGAAAGGGAGUGGGUGGUAGAAAUCAAUAGAUUUCAGGCAGGAGGGCCACAUACCUAACAGGUUUUUCUCUGUGAUUCUUAUGCUAAUAGUUUUUCCUCAUAAGGAAGCAUUCAUGAUCUACUACUACGUAUAGUAUUGUGGCUAGUCUCUAGAAUGGAUGUUGAAAUCUUUGCCUGCACAGUCAGGAAGAGUCGUGCUAAAAAUCAGGCCAAGUCACUUGGCAAAUAAUUGACAAAGUAGUUUUCAGUUGUGUCUAUCUUUGCUAGCAGCUUGUAUACCUCGGGCCAGGUGAGCUCCCCGUUUCUUUUUUCAUUUACACCACUGAGUUUCUGCUGUCUUUUUCAAGUAUGUACCAUAGGACUUAAAGGUGAUUUGGAGGCAUUGUAACAUUGCUAAAUGUAUUAAGUACAGAAUUUUAUUUACAGUACUAUGAGACAGUCAAUUAUUGCCUAGGAUAGUUCAAAAAUAGGAUAAUGAGAGCUAGUUAAGCCUUCACUUGACUAAUGUUCAGAGGUGUGUACCAGUCAAGGCUCUUUAAAAUGUAGGAAGACUCAGUAACCAGGGAACCAGCCAAAUACUGUGCAGCCGCAGAAUAUGCAUAGCAGUGAAUCUUGGAGACUAUUAUGCUCUGUAACUCUCUAAUGAUUAUUUCCUAAGCAUUGUGGCUUCUCAGUGGCUUGAGAGCAUCUUCCUGGUUGUAUGUGGCCUGUUUUCAUGAUGUUUUGAGUAAUGUUGUUUGUUGUGAGCAUCAAUGCCUGUAACACCAAGGUAAACACAUGUUUUUGGGAUAUGUUUCCUCUCUUUAAAUGACCUUGCCCUGUCCAAUAAAUAAAUGAUUGUCUCACCCGUUUUUGAUAGUGUUUUUUGGGUUCUUUUUGGUUUUUUUUGGACUUUAAAUCUCAUUUCUUCUGCUUUUCUGUCCCCAGAAAAAUGUAAGAGCUAAUUUUAUGACUGUAUUUUUCUACUGUGUUGCUGUUUUACUAAAUUCAAUGUGCAUGUAAAAUCUUACUACAAUUUUGUUUUUUAUAGUAAGAAUGUAUAAUCUCCUUGAUAUUUAUAAAUCAAAUGCCCUUUGGGGUAUAAAAAUGGGUUCUUGAGCAUCAGUGUCUAAUGAUUCUAUCACGAAUUUGUUAUAUAGCCAAACUGCCAUUAAAAAUGUCACUUUAUACUUAAUAGGAAAUCAUUGUGAUUAAAGCAUCAAGGGAGCAAAUAUAAAGUUUAGUGAAAAUGCAAGGGGACAUUCUAAAUUGCAAAACUUGGCACUUAUCUACAGUAUUUUGAAAAAUAACACCACUAAUAUUCAAACCUACCUAGGAAUAUCUCAAAAUAACCUGCUAAUCAAGUGUUCUUAGGGGAGUGGGGGCAAGAAAGCUAAUAUACGCACAUGGCAACAAGAUCAGAUGGUACAGAAAGGCAUAAAAACUUGGCCCCUUCCCUUCUACCCUAAUAUUUCUCUGCAAAAGUAACCAGUUUCAAGUGUCUUGCACGUUCUCACAGUAAAACAAUUUUUUAUUUGUCAGCAAAUAUGUACUUAAAAAAAUUUCACAUGAAUGGAAUCAGGCUAUAUUCUUCUGUACCUUGCUUUUUUUGUUACCUGUGUUUUAUAAGAUCACUCUGUGUCAGUAUAUAUAGAAAUACCUCAUUAUUUUAAAUGACUGUGUGGUAUUCUAAUGUUUGAAUGUGUUACAAACGUUCAAACAUUGAUAGGCUCUUUAGGUUGUUUCCAAUAUUUUAUUAAAUCACAUUGUGAUGAAUAUACUUGUGCAUAUAAUGAGUUUAUAUUCUACAGGGUUCCUAGCAAUGGAAUUGCUGAAUCAGAGGGUAUUUUUUAUUUUCAGUUCAGUAGUUACUGCCGAACUGUCCUCUAGGAAUCUUUGCCCAGUUUACUUCCACAUGUAAUGUAUGACAAAGAUUAUUUGCCAAACCCAUGCCAAUACUGGGUACUAAACUUUUGAAGUCUGAUUAUGUGAAAGUGAAUAAAUGGUAUCUUGCAUUUUAAUGAAGCAGAUUGAACACAUUUUCAUGUUUAUCGGUUACUGAUAUUUCAUGUGAACUCUGUAGUCAUGUUCUGUUUUCUGUUAGGUAGUAUGUUUUUUAUUGAUUUGUAUGAGUUUUCUGUAAGCUAAGAAAAUUGGUCCAUUGUCAUGUUUAAUAAUAUUUUCCUAAGUUUUAUUUAUGUAGUUAAACUUAGUCUUUACGGCUUCUGAGAUUUUGCCUUGCUUAGAAAAGCUGCCUCUGCAUUUAAGAAUAAAUGUAAUGUAUUUUUCCA